Messenger RNA from Trichobilharzia regenti, 390 nucleotides. The record is from the annotation of a GenBank genome assembly. Lineage: Eukaryota; Metazoa; Platyhelminthes; Trematoda; Strigeidida; Schistosomatidae.
AUGUCAACUGCAAGUUCACAUGCUUAUAGCAAUCUCAGUCUAACAUCAAAUCCCCUUGCAACAAUGAUGAAACCCGACAUCAUAUCAAUGACAUCUGGCAGUCAAGUGAUAAAUGUUUCUGGUGGUGGUGGUGGUGCUGGAGGCGGUGAUCUGACGUCGUCAUCAUCUACCACAUCAUUAAAUCGUGCAAAUCCCCCAUCAAAUUCAUUAAACGUCAGCAGUCAUACAUUGGAUAAAGUAAAGGUUGCCAAAGUUACAUUGGAAUAUUAUUACGAUAAUUUAAUUGUUCAAUAUCGAGAACGUCAAAAUAGGUAUAAAAUUUUGGAAUCAAUGAUGGAAAGUGAAGGCUUAAGCGAAGAACAAGUAAGUGACUGUCAUAUGCUGCUAUAA